CAAGACUUUCAUUUGCAUAACACCACACUCCUCUUUCUUGUGUGCCACCAUCCCUCUGCUUGAUAUCCAUCUUGUCCUGAUCCGUGUACUGUGUGGUUUGCGUCCUCUCAAUCCUUCACCAUUCAUUCACGCCUACUCACAUGUGCAGUCCUGUUUGGGUCUUUGCGUUAUCCAGCUCAGACAGUAAAGCAAGGGAACAUUUUCACUCAGUUUAUUUUUCGGAUUAAAAAAACACCCUUAAAGCCUUUUAGAAAUUGACAGUUUUGAAGAAUUUCUGACUGAUACAAGCGGGACGAAUGAGGACAGAGUCAGACAUUUCAUUUAUUAUUUUACGCAUCAACAAUCGCACGUAGCCUGGAGAGGAUAAAGCUGAAAACGCAUUGUGUUUUUUGAAAAAUUACUUAGCUUUGCGGAAAGUGUCGCCGCGGUGGAACAAGGGGGAUUUUAAUAAGAGGAACUAAUCCGACAGUGUUAAGUUUGCUGAGGUAGGGUAGCCUACCUGUCAGGAAAAAAAUAGCGAAGAAGCACCGUGGAAAGCUACGCGUCAUUUCCAAGACACCAGCGCAACAAGCCAACACCAUUACACCAGCCUGCUGUGUGAAUGGCACACGGGGUGUCUUCCUCUGUUGAACUGGUGCAGGGGAGCCACGCUGUGACCAGGGUCCAGCUGAGAUUCAGGGCUUUCUAGCGAUAUGAAAGAUAAGUUCAUCUCCUGAGGCCACAACUUCCACACUGGGCUGACUCACUGACAACUGCACCCAGAGGUUUGUAUAGACCUUCACAUGUGACGUGGAUUGAACUCCUGCACUAGAAGACUCCAAGCGUCAUCACACUGCAAUGUUUCUGCACAAGCGUAUCCUGAAUUUCACUCCACCUUUCACACCAUGUAUGUUCAUGUCCAUUCUGCUGGUUCUGCUCCCAGGAGUCACUCAUUUCUCCCAGGGCAGCGCCAGUCAUGAAGAUACUGGCAGCACACCCGGCAACUGCUCCAGUGAAGAUAACUGCUCUGAUGGUGUGGUGCUGCCUAUGUGGAACCCCCAAAACCCUGCGGUGGGUGACAAGGUGGCACGCGCCAUUGUUUACUUUGCAGCCCUCAUAUACAUGUUCCUGGGCAUGUCCAUUAUCGCAGACCGCUUCAUGUCUUCCAUUGAGGUCAUCACCUCUCAGGAAAAGGAGAUCACCAUCAAGAAGCCCAACGGUGAGACAACGACAACUACUGUGCGCAUCUGGAAUGAGACGGUAUCCAACCUGACUCUGAUGGCGCUGGGCUCAUCUGCACCAGAGAUCCUGCUGUCUGUCAUUGAAGUACUCGGCCAUAACUUUGAGGCUGGAUCUUUGGGUCCCAGCACCAUUGUGGGCAGCGCUGCCUUCAACAUGUUUAUUAUCAUCGCUAUCUGUGUCUAUGUGGUGCCAGAAAAUGAAACCCGCAAGAUAAAGCACCUGCGGGUGUUUUUUGUCACUGCUGCCUGGAGCAUAUUCGCCUACAUCUGGCUGUAUCUCAUCCUGUCUGUGUUCUCCCCCGGAGAGGUGGAGGUUUGGGAGGCCGUCCUCACCUUCUUCUUCUUUCCCAUCUGUGUGCUGCAAGCCUGGAUUGCAGACCGGCGCCUGCUCUUCUACAAGUACGUCCAUAAGCGUUACCGUGCUGACAAGACCCGUGGCAUUAUCAUCGAGUCAGAGGGAGAUGCCAUGUUCACUAAAAUGGACUUGGAGAUGGACGGCCAGGGCAUGAACUCCCACACUCACCCCAAAGAGGCUCUGGAUGGGAUGCUGGAGGGGGUUGAGGAAGGUGGAGGGAUGAGUGCGGAGCAAGAUCAAGAAGAAGAGGCCCGACGGGACAUGGCUCGCACACUGAAAGACUUAAAACAGAGGCACCCAGAGAAGGACAUGGAGCAGCUGAUUGAGAUGGCCAAUUACCAAGUACUGGUCCAACAACAAAAGAGCCGGGCCUUCUAUCGCAUUCAAGCCACACGUAUGAUGAUCGGAGCUGGGAACAUCUUGAAAAAGCAUGCUGCUGACCAGGCCAGGAAGGUGGUGAGCUGUCAUGAAGCAAGUGGGCAAGAAGAGGAUCCCAACACCAUCUACCUGCAGUUUGAAACCUCUCACUACCAGUGCUUUGAGAACUGUGGCUCACUAAAGCUGUCAGUGAGCCGGCAUGGAGGAGAAAGUGGCUGCACUGUGAAGGUGGACUACCGUACAGAGGAUGCGACUGCCAAUGCGGGCUCAGACUAUGAGUUUGCUGAGGGCACUUUGGUCUUCAAGCCUGGUGAGACAACAAAAGAGUUCACUGUUGGCGUUAUUGAUGAUGAUAUUUUUGAAGAGGAUGAGCACUUCUAUGUGCGCCUAAGUAAUCCGCGUAUCGUGCACCGAGCUGAGGUCUCCGUGCUGGAGCCAAGCUCCAUCACCUCCAGCAACAGCACGGUGGGCAUCUCCUCCCACGUUCCUCCGAAGGCAGCCCUGGGUAUCGCUCACACUGCCACGGUUACCAUCUAUGAUGACGACCACGCCGGCAUUUUUACGUUUGAGAGUAACUCCACGAGGGUCAGCGAGAGCGUCGGCAACAUGCAGGUGAAGGUUCACCGGACGUCCGGGGCGAGGGGGAAGGUGGCGGUGCCCUACCACACCGUCGAGGGCACCGCCAAGGCAGGUGAGGACUACGAGGAGGUGUCCGGCAAGCUGGAGUUUCAGAACGAUGAGACCAUGAAGCUGUUGAAUGUGAAGAUCAUUGAUGAUGAGGAGUACGAGAAGAACAAGACUUUCACAAUUGUGCUGGAGGAGCCCAUCCUGCUGGAGGUGGGACAGAGACACGGAGACACCAAUGAUAACAAGACAGCAGAGGGACCGGAGGAUGUGUCAAAGAUGGGCUGUCCGUGUCUGGGUGAGCACACUAAGCUGGAGGUAGUCAUUGAAGAGUCCUAUGAAUUCAAGAGCACAGUGGACAAGCUGAUCAAGAAGACGAACCUGGCUCUGGUGGUGGGGAGCAGCAGCUGGAGAGAGCAGUUUGUUAGCGCUGUCACUGUCAGCGCAGGUGACGAUGAUGAGGAAGAGAGCGGGGAGGAACGUUUGCCAUCCUGCUUUGAUUACAUCAUGCACUUCCUGACAGUUUUCUGGAAAGUCCUCUUUGCUUUCGUCCCACCCACUGAGUACUGGAAUGGCUGGGCCUGCUUCUUCGUAUCCAUUUCCCUCAUUGGCGUUCUGACAGCUGUGACCGGGGACUUGGCCUCUCAUUUCGGCUGCACCGUCGGUCUCAAAGACUCGGUCACCGCUGUGGUGUUCGUGGCCCUCGGCACCUCUGUUCCAGAUACAUUUGCGAGUAAAGUAGCUGCCAUCCAGGACCAAUACGCUGACGCCUCCAUCGGCAACGUGACGGGCAGCAACGCAGUGAAUGUGUUCCUAGGCAUCGGGGUGGCGUGGACCAUCGCGUCCGUCUACUGGCAGAGCAAAGGCAAGGCUUUCAAGGUAAACCCGGGCUCCCUGGCCUUUUCCGUAACCCUCUUCACCGUCAUGGCGCUGGUAUGUGUGCUGGUGCUGCUCUACCGCCGGCGUCCCAGCGUGUCAGGCGGAGAGCUCGGGGGUCCACGGACACCCAAGCUCCUCACCUUCUUCAUGUUCCUCUCCCUCUGGUUCAUCUAUAUCCUGUUGUCCUCCCUGGAGGCGUACUGCCACGUGCCUGGCUUCUGAGACAGAGAGAAACACAGACACGGCUCCUCUCCUUGUUUUUACAGUCUACUGAAUGUGUUUUCUCUCUGUUUUUGUCUAUUUUCACAAAGGUUUGUAACUAUUUGUAUCAUUAGUUAUUAUUGAUACUGCACAAUAUCUUAUUGACUUUGAAUCUUUGGACUUUGGAACUUUGCUACCACCCACUAUGCUGUGAAGUAUAGCUUUAGCCACUGAAUUUGAACCUCUUCUCAACUUUUCUUUCUUUUUUGAAACAUUAUGUUCCACUGGACAUUUAUCUAAUCAUUGCUAUCAGAAUAAAAUCGCAUCAAACCUUCUGUCACUUGACACGUAAAACUUCUGGCAUCAUGUCCUCUCUUUGUGUGGACAAUUAUUUGAGUUUUUAAGUGUUAAAAAAGCACAAGAUUAAAGCAUUCAGAAGAUUCCUUGUAUUUUGAAGGGUGUUAUAAAAUGGAAAAUUAAAGACGGUGCAUGAGACGACAUUAUACUUGGCAUUUACAUAAAAGGAAAGACAUUCCUGAGGCUGAAGUGACCCGUAAAACAUAUUUGUGUGUUGAUAUUUAUUACUCAAUCUAUACAUUAAUUAUUCAUUGUAUAUCAUGUAAAAGAUUAACAUUGUGCGUGGGAGUUUUGUGAAAGAGUAGGUGUGUUAAUUUUUGCACGUUAUGAGAUUAAGAGUUUCUUGGUAAUCUAUUUUUAAGUACUGUAUGUAAUAUUUUGACAAGGCUGUUGACGUGUUGAUGUGUUCCUGUACAUGUGAAUCACAGCUCUAUCAUAAUCUUUUCACUGCCUGGUCCUUUUCCCCACAAAACUUUCUCAAUCAGUAUCAUGUUCCACAAAAUGCCUUUUUUUUUUUACAACAUAAAUCCUGGUGAAGAGUGCCCACUUUAAAUUGUACCAUGAAGUAUAAAUUCUUGGAGCACAUUUAUGAUUUUUGCGCGUGUGGUGUGUGUGUGUGUGUGUGUGUGCGUGCACGUGCGCUCCUCUGCUCUUCAGCACAAAUUGGCGAAAGGCAUGGCACGAUCUCGUCACUGACUCCACAAAUGGUACAGGUGUUCAUGCAGUCUGAGUAUGGAUAUAAAAAAGGACCAGUUUUCUUAUCUCUCACGCUGACACUGUGAACAUUUUGUGAACAUCACUUUUAGAAAAAGCACAGCAGAGAGCAAAGAGCCACGUUUCAGAUGACUGUAGGGAGACUUAUUAGGUCCUGACACAAUCACCGAACAGGUUCAUCAUUUGGGAUGAAAAAUGUGCUAAAAGAGAAGACAUGUACAGUAUUUGCUGAGAGUUUCUCCUUGUGUCGCACAGCAGUUGAUAUUGAGGUUUGUUUUUUAUUUAACCUAGAAUCUGUAGAGCCAUAUUUAUUGUAACAGUAUUACGGUAGAGGUAUUUAUAUGAUCAAUUUUAGUUUUAUUGAUAUGCAUGUUUAAUGUAUAAAAAGUGGAAAUAAAUGUUGCUAAUUUAUGAUGCCGUAA
Siniperca chuatsi (mandarin fish) is the source of this 5150-nucleotide messenger RNA. It is a transcript of the gene slc8a4a, whose product is annotated as solute carrier family 8 member 4a. Gene Ontology annotation, cellular component: sarcolemma; postsynapse; axon. Gene Ontology annotation, molecular function: calcium:sodium antiporter activity. Lineage: Eukaryota; Metazoa; Chordata; Actinopteri; Centrarchiformes; Sinipercidae. The coding region runs from base 838 to 3678 and encodes 946 amino acids. The transcript has 9 exons. Gene Ontology annotation, biological process: cell communication; sodium ion transmembrane transport; calcium ion import across plasma membrane. The record is from RefSeq and is a predicted model, not a curated record.